Messenger RNA from Brassica napus (rape), 1060 nucleotides. RefSeq lists its product as uncharacterized. The coding region runs from base 477 to 842 and encodes 121 amino acids. The record is from RefSeq and is a predicted model, not a curated record. The transcript has 4 exons. NCBI's taxonomy places the organism in Eukaryota, Viridiplantae, Streptophyta, Magnoliopsida, Brassicales, Brassicaceae.
CAAAAGUCAUAUGUAAAGUAGUCAAGUAAGUUCCAUUAAUGUUAACGUUACAACAUGAUUACCAUGCGGUUUAAGGGAAUAAUUGACCAAGAAACUUUCUAUAAUGUAAAACCAUAUGACUAUUUUGUUUUGUUUUGAAAAUUUGAAAUGAAAGGGUAUGUAACUCUCAUUCCAUCCUCCUAAUAAUGAAGUCAAGAAUCCAAAUAGUCAAAUCAUAAUUUUCCUUUUUCUGUUGUCAACAAAAAUGUAUUUUUCAGUAAAAACAAAAAAACAAUAAAUGGAGGCAUUCAAAAUCUUAUAAUAUAAUCUGAAGAAAUAAUAAUUAGCAUUCCAAACAAACUCAUCGUCAUCUCUUCUCCCUUACUUUACAAACUCAUCGUCACUAAUAUAUAUAGUUAAGUUUCAGGUUAGAAGUUGGGCGAAAUCAAAUCUCUUCUCCCGUCUCUUAGUCUUUUUCUUCUUCAUCGAAGAUUAAAAUGGGAGAUACUAUGGGUCACAAGCAUCAGUUGCAGAAGUCGGUUCCUGUCAAGAACCACAAUCACCUCGGCAGCGGUGGAUUACGUCGACCUGGUGCACCUCCUCUCAGAGAUUUGAGCUAUAAUACAAGGCAAAUGCAGCAAAACAGUUGGCAAAUGAGUAAAGGAGAGGACCAAAUGCCAUUUUUCUCGGGUCGUGCAUCUUCUGGCACUGGAGUAUUUUUACCCGCCAUGGCUUGGCAUCCGCCAACCAAAAAAACAGAAAUUCGUGAAGAUGAUUCGAAGACGAAGGAGAAGAAGAGCGAAACGGUGGAAACUCCCUUUGAUUCGCUGGAGAAACUUCUCCCGGAGGAAUGGACUUAUUAAUGACCUGACCUUGGUGCCGUUGACCAAUUUUACUCAUUAAUGCGAAGAAGUAGAGUCAAAUAAAAAGAAAAGGAAAGAUUCUCAUGUCGUUUAUGUUUCGUUACCAUUGGGUUUAUAGUAGUAAUAAAGAAUAAUAACAACAGUAAAAGUUGCAUAUCUUCAACAGAGAGGGUGUCCACCUCAGCUAGAAAAAUCAACCAAUCAUAAGCUUUUUUUUA